CAUGUGGGAAUUGAACCGGAGACCUUGUUGCUUAGAGCUCGCGCUCUUAACCAACUGAGCCACUCGGCCGGCCCGUUCAUGAAAUUUUUAAUGAGAAUCUUAUAAUAUAUGAGCUCUCAUUCAACAGGAUUCUAAGAUAUUUAAAGGCAAGGGUCAAGUUAUGCACCUUUCAGUUUAUGAAAUAUUUCUUCAGCAUCACUAUACAUCAUAGCAAGAUACGUAGGUCAUUGCACCUGCCCUCGGGAAACUAGGGAAAAGGACACAAAAUAGUAAAUGCUAAACUGUACUCCAGGAAAGAGAUCAACAAAGAGGGUAGUCGGAGACGGUGUUGAGAAACAUUAGAAUUGAGUUCCGUCUUAAGGGAACAGAUGGACAUUCCAGGGCAAAAGGUCGGGAGUUAAGAGUAAUAGAAGUUUUUAUACCUCUCAAAAACCAGUGUAUACACCGUCACAGAGCUUGAAUGAUCGACAGCUGUGUUUCCGCUGACAGUAUCGCAGAUGGAAGCUAUCUUGGAAGUUUAAAUCUCUGAAGAAUGGCUUGUCGAGGAGCGAUAAACGGUGAUCCACGCGAGCGACCCUAGCGCCUCUGGCGUCCCUUAGCGGGAACGCAGCCCCACGAUCUGAAUCCACAAGUUAAAGACAUAAUCAUUUACGUCUCUACAAUGUUUCGCCAAACGAUGAUUCCUUAGAGGGCGCGGCGGACCGGCACGCACGCGCGAAGUCCUUCUCACCGCACAAAGACUGCGGAAGCAGGGAUCGGCGCAAGCGCUCUGAUGCUCUCUGAAAAUGAUUAUCAUCCCGUCUCCUGGCGCAGGGAGGGCGGAGCGACGCAAGCGCCGUGAAGACGCGCGGGACUUAUUUCACGCUGGGGGUGGCGGUGACGUAAUGACAGAGGAGGCGGUGGUCAAGGAACGGAAGCCGGGAGGGAACUAGGGCGGAAGGGGGACCAGGGGCAGGCUUGUGUUCGGAUCCUUGGCGGGGCUGGGGUUCUGAUGUGGUCCCCAGAGCGGGAGGCCGAGGCCCCGGCCGGUAGAGACUCGGCGGGCCUUCUGCCCCCUGAGUGGGAGGAGGAUGAGGAGCGCAUGUCUUUCCUGUUCUCUGCCUUCAAAAGGAGUCGCGAGGUUAACAGCACCGACUGGGACAGCAAGAUGGGCUUCUGGGCGCCGUUGGUUCUGAGCCACAGCCGCCGCCAGGGGGUGGUGCGCCUUCGUCUGCGGGACUUGCAGGAGGCCUUUCAGCGCAAGGGCAGCGUCCCGCUGGGGCUGGCCACGGUGCUGCAGGACCUGCUGCGUCGAGGGGAGCUGCAGCGGGAGUCAGACUUCAUGGCCAGUGUAGACAGCAGCUGGAUCUCCUGGGGGGUCGGCGUCUUCCUGCUGAAGCCUCUCAAGUGGACUCUUUCCAACAUGCUGGGGGACAAUAAGGUUCCUGCCGAGGAGGUGCUUGUGGCUGUGGAGCUGCUUAAGGAGAAGGCUGAGGAGGUGUAUCGUCUGUAUCAGAACUCCCCUCUCUCCUCCCACCCUGUGGUGGCCCUGUCGGAGCUGAGCACCCUCUGUGCGGGCUCCUGUCCGGACGAGAGGACCUUCUACUUGGUGUUGCUGCAGCUGCAGAAGGAGAAGAGAGUCACAGUCCUCGAGCAGAACGGGGAAAAGAUUGUGAAGUUUGCCCGGGGGCCACAUGCCAAGGUCUCUCCUGUCAACGACGUAGAUGUUGGGGUGUACCAGCUGAUGCAGAGUGAACAGCUGCUGUCCCGCAAAGUGGAGUCCUUAUCCCAGGAAGCAGAGAGGUGUAAAGAGGACGCCCGCCGGGCGUGCCGAGCAGGGAAGAAGCAGCUGGCCCUGAGGUCUCUCAAAUCGAAACAACGGACGGAGAAGCGCAUCGAGGCCCUGCAUGCCAAGCUGGACACCGUUCAAGGCAUCCUGGACCGGAUCUAUGCCUCCCAGACAGAUCAGAUGGUUUUCAAUGCCUAUCAGGCUGGGGUAGGAGCCCUAAAACUCUCCAUGAAGGAUGUCACAGUGGAAAAGGCAGAGAGCCUCGUAGAUCAGAUCCAAGAGCUGUGUGACACCCAGGAUGAAGUUUCUCAGACUCUGGCUGGCGGGGUAACCAAUGGCUUAGAUUUUGACAGUGAGGAGCUGGAGAAGGAAUUGGACAUCCUUCUUCAGGAUACCACCAAAGAACCUUUGGAUCUGCCUGGCAGACACAUUGGAUCUGCCUGCCCGACGUUUUAUACCAACAGUGUGCCUAACCCUAGGAUCUCGGAUGCUGAACUUGAAGCUGAACUUGAGAAACUGUCCUUAUCAGAGGGAGGUUUGGUCCCAAGCAGCAAAUCCCCAAAAAGGCAAUUGGAACCGACUCUCUAAAGCCAUCUAGGACCCUCAAGUGAAGGACCCUCGUGUAAAAGAGAGGCCAGGCUUGUAUGCGUGUACAUAGUUAUUUAAAUGAAAAACUCUCAGAACUGGUGGGGAAGAGGAGGAAGGACAACCACUCUGAUUUAUCUGGAUGCUACCACUUACUACAGGACAGAUAACAGUUUCUGGAAGCGUGCUCCAAAGGCUUGCUCCCAGCGGGUGUCAUGGACCUGCCUUCUCAUCUUUAUAGUGCCACAAUUUAUACAGUUCUGUGUUUGACCCGUCGUCUCAUAGCCUGCAGUUCUUGCCGUUGGCUCUCUUAGGUUUGUCUUCACCCACCAGCUUUGUUCCAGCCAAUGAAGGUGAAAGAUUUGCAGCUUUGCUAAAUCAGAAUCAGCCCUCUCCCCCCCACCCCCCACUGUUUCUUAGAGGAAUGUAUUGUCUGUAAGGCCAGUUAAACGACUGGUUCCAGUCCCACUCUAUUUUCGUUGGUAAUGAGAAGAAUGAGAAUCAAACAGCUGCCACUUUAUGGAGAAACAUACAGUUUAAAAGAUUUUUUUUCUCUAGGGUCAUUUGUCAGAUUCUCCAGGUGUUCAGGAAAGAGGUCACCCCUGAGUGGCUCAGAGUCAUCCAUUUGGAGAGGAGGUUGGUGGCUGUUUCUGCCUCUUCUAUCUUAUGCAGAAGAUCUCCUGACUGGAGAAAGUGUUACCGCUGGACUUGUGAACUUGAGGGGGAGCAGCCCAGGUGACUGCAGGGCCCUGAGUGUCCAAACCCCAUGUGCUUUUUUAAAGAGGCAUAAUCUUUGCCUUGUCCCAUCAUGGAAUCAUUGAAACAUAACUUUAUUUAUGUCAGAACAAGCCACACAACAGCGCACCUCCCCUUCUUGAGCCUGGCACACCACAACGGGUUCUUUGGAUUUCAGAGCAUUUGCUUAGUGCCCGCUGCCCCGGGCAGGGGGCCUGAGUCAGGCUGUGCAAUAGAGCAGAAGCCCGGGGCCUUCUGCGGACGGGCGCGUGCUUCCGGGUCCUGCCCUCCACCUGUCCCUGCCUCCUCAAGCCCCAUCGACCCACUUGCUUUGAUGAGUGGGGGAGGGGAGGGUGGUGUAGGGGGACAGCCGGGAGAGGGUCUGAAUGCUGUGGCAGCGGGGAGAAGAGAAGGUGACAGCCACACUGCCACUCUGCUGCCACAGAGCAAGUGCUGCCUGAGCCCUUCCCUGGGCCCCCCGCUGAGGUGGCGGGGAGCAGAGGGGAAAAGCUUGCUCCAGGCCAGCAGCACAAAUCACCUUUCAACAGAUCCCUCUCCCAGCUGACCUUGGUAAACUGAAAUGUUGGGGUGAAGAGAAACAAUCACUAUUUUUUCUUUUUUAUCUGGUAAAUAAAAUUAAAAGUAAAAACCCCGA
Molecule: messenger RNA, 3743 nt
Organism: Hipposideros armiger (great roundleaf bat)
Lineage: Eukaryota; Metazoa; Chordata; Mammalia; Chiroptera; Hipposideridae
Gene: CHMP7
Product: charged multivesicular body protein 7
Exons: 10
Coding region: 992-2356 (454 amino acids)
Biological process (GO): late endosome to vacuole transport via multivesicular body sorting pathway; vesicle budding from membrane
Cellular component (GO): ESCRT III complex; cytoplasmic side of plasma membrane; multivesicular body
Source: RefSeq, a predicted model, not a curated record